This is a messenger RNA of Ziziphus jujuba (common jujube), 2565 nucleotides long. RefSeq names its product receptor-like serine/threonine-protein kinase At2g45590. Lineage: Eukaryota; Viridiplantae; Streptophyta; Magnoliopsida; Rosales; Rhamnaceae. The transcript has a single exon. The record is from RefSeq and is a predicted model, not a curated record. The coding region runs from base 303 to 2414 and encodes 703 amino acids. Gene Ontology annotation, biological process: protein phosphorylation. Gene Ontology annotation, molecular function: protein kinase activity; ATP binding.
CUAAACACUAACCGCAAUUGGACCUUCACCAAUCUGCCUGUCUCUCAACCCCCUGUCACCCAUCAAUUCCUCCCUAACUAAAAAUAAAGAUAAAAUAAUUUCACCAAAAAAUAAUUAAAUAUUUUUCAUAGAAAAAGGCUAGGCAUUCAGGUCACUCUCUCACUUCACUCAUUUCUGUUUCCGUAGUUUAUUAUAGCUUUAAAAGACUCCACGCCAAUCUGUACUCUCUCUCUCUCUCUCUAUCUCUAUCUCCUCCCCAAUGUCUCUCUAACAGCCCCUAAUUUUCCACUCUUUUUACAACAAUGCCAUCGCGUCCCACUUCACCACCGCCACCUGCGGUCGUCGUCGUUCCACCGGAGAUACCAACCCACCACCACAACCAUCGUAUCCUCGUCCCCGUACUCGCCGGAACCCUAACUCUAACGUUCAUAACCGUCGUCGUCGUCAUCCUUCUCCUCUAUCGCAAGCUCUCCUACAGCCGCACAGCUCCGUUCGACCAGAACCACCAAAACGGCCAGAACAACAACCAGCAACAGCAAGAACAGCAGCAACAACAACGAUUCUCCUACUCCUUACUGCGGCGAGCCACCGGUUCGUUCUCGGCGUCGAACCGGUUGGGUCACGGUGGGUUCGGGUCCGUAUACAAAGCCACUCUUCCUUCAGGUCAGUCUCUUGCAGUGAAGCUAAUGGACUCUCAUGGUUCAAUUCAAGGCGAGAGAGAAUUCCACAACGAAUUGUCUCUGGCUCUGAAUCUGAGCUCUCCUUAUAUACUUUCCCUGUUGGGUUUUUCUACUGAUCGAAGGGGACGAAAGCUGCUAUUGGUUUACGAACUCAUGCCCAAUAGAAGCCUCCAGGAGGCUCUGUUGGACCGAAAGUGUGCGGAGCUCAUGGAUUGGAAGAGGAGGUUCCGCAUUGCCCUUGACAUUGCUCAGGGGCUCGACUACUUACACCACGCAUGCAAUCCUCCUGUGAUUCAUGGCGAUGUGAAACCCAGCAACGUUUUGCUUGAUUCCGAGUUUAAUGCUAAGAUAGGCGAUUUCGGCCUCGCGAGGUUGAAGACGGAGGAUCAGGAUCAGGGUCAUGUGGUUGUUGUGGAGGAAGAGGAAAUGGAGGAGAUUGUGAAGAAGAAGAAAUGGAAAGGAGGAGGAGUGGCUGAGGCUGCUGGUGGGGAAGAUAACGGGUCGAUCUUGGAAGAGACGGAGAGUGUAAGCGCGAGUGUUCUGACCGGUGGAUUCGAAGAAGGUGUGGCGGCUGAUCGUUCGCCGGAGAGUAGUUGCGUCGUUAGGAUCUUGGAUUCGGAGGCGUCGCCGGAGGCAGGGUUGCCGUUGUCGCCUGAGACGGCAACGGCCGAUAAGGCGAGUGUUUCCGAAGGGUGUUUCGAUAAAUUCAGCGUCGAAAGUGGGAAAGAUUUGAUUGGUAAUGGAAGGAGGAAAGGGGGUUCAGGGAGAGAUUGGUGGUGGAAGCAGGACAAUGGAGGUGGGUCCGAAUCAGGGAGAGUGAAGGACUAUGUGAUGGAAUGGAUUGGAAAUGAGAUAAGCAAAGAGAGACCCAAAAGCGAAUGGGUUGCUGCUUCUCCGACCUCGGUCGAAAAUGGUGGUGGUGGAUCACUCACCGCUGCCAAGACUGUGCAGAAGAAGCGGAGAAAAAGAUUGGAUUGGUGGGCUUCUUUAGACGAAGACAAAAUUCGAAAGAAAGACCGGAAUCGAAAGCCAAGAGAAUGGUGGAAGGAGGAAUUCUGUGAGGAGCUAGCUAAGAAGAAGAAAAAGAAGAAGAGAAAUUCGAAUGGAGGAGAAUUAUGGUGGCAGAAAGACGAGGAUGACGAAGUACAAGAAAGGAAGAAGAGGAGGAGCAAGAGUAGCAGAGGCAGCAUUGAUUGGUGGUUGGAUGGUCUUAGUGGUGAGCUAAGAAGUGGCCGGAGAAACAGCCAAGAUUGGGUUAGCUGCGAAAUACCAAAGAGUGGUGGCAUUAGUAGUACACCAAGCAUGAGAGGAACUGUUUGCUAUGUUGCCCCUGAAUAUGGUGGUGGUGGGCAGCUAUCAGAAAAGUGCGAUGUUUAUAGCUUCGGGGUACUGAUUCUGGUCUUGGUUUCAGGGCGGAGGCCGCUGCAAGUGACGGCCUCGCCGAUGUCGGAAUUCGAAAGGGCCAAUCUCAUUUCUUGGGCUAGGCAACUUGCUCGAAGUGGCAAGCUUUUAGAUCUUCUGGACCCUUUAAUCCAUUCAUUGGAUAAGGAACAGGCAUUGCUUUGCCUUACAAUUGCUCUGCUAUGCCUGCAGAGAACACCCAGCAAACGGCCCUCAAUGAAGGAAAUUGUUGGGAUGCUUUCUGGUGAGGCAGAGCCACCCCACCUGCCUUUUGAGUUUUCACCUUCGCCACCUUCCAAUUUUCCAUUCAAAUCCCGGAAGAAGGCCCGGUGAGUCUUGUAAUCAGAUGCAUCUUACCAUUUUCAUUUUAACUCUAGGGAAGUGUAAUGUUCUUAGGUUUCUAAUUAUCAUGCUUUGUAGAAAAAAAUGAUGAUCUAUAAAGGCCAAAGGAGUUUCGUAUAUAUAUCUAUAUAUACUUUUUCCA